Labeo rohita (rohu) is the source of this 4472-nucleotide messenger RNA. RefSeq names its product macrophage mannose receptor 1-like. The record is from RefSeq and is a predicted model, not a curated record. The transcript has 14 exons. Lineage: Eukaryota; Metazoa; Chordata; Actinopteri; Cypriniformes; Cyprinidae. The coding region runs from base 126 to 4472 and encodes 1448 amino acids.
CGCUGUGUGCCCCUCAGUAUGUCUUUGUGAAUGAAUCCAAGACUUGGGCAGAAGCUCAGAGAUACUGUAGAGAUAAAUUCACUGAUCUGGCCACCAUUGAAAAUGAACAACAGACGAUCCAGUUAAUGGACACUGUGAAUGAUGAUUCCAUUGAUUUGGCCUGGAUUGGACUCUACGAUGAUCUGAACAGUUGGAAAUGGACUCUAGAGGACAGUGACUUUUUUAAUGCAGGAGAGGAAGACUUUAGGAACUGGAAUAACCCAGGACCAGACAAUUCUGGUGAACGUUUAUGUGUGUAUAUGUUCAGAGGGAUAUGGUAUACAACAAGUUGCACCGGUUCAUAUUAUCCUCUUGUCUGCUAUGAUGGAAGAGAAAAUGCCAGUGCUACUUAUAUUUUCAUUCCCCAGGCCCAAACCUGGACUGAAGCUCAGAGAUACUGCAGAGAGCAUCACACAGACCUCGUCAGUAUCAGGAAUGAGAUUGAAAACCAGAAGGUCCAGUCCAUUACGACUUAUAACGACUAUGCUUGGAUUGGGCUGUACAGAACCAGAUCUUGGUCAGAUCAGAGCAACUCUUCAUUUACUUACUGGAGCACAUGGCAACCAGAUACUGCUGGAUCCUGCACUGUAGUCUCAUUCAGUGACUCUGGGAAAUGGGCAGAUGAAAAUUGCAAUUAUGCAUUUCCUUUCAUUUGCUACAGUGUGUCAUCUUUGACAUCAUCCCGUCAGUAUCACUUUGUGAAUGAGUCUAUGAGCUGGACUGAAGCUCAGAGAUACUGCAGACAGAAUUACACUGAUCUGGCCACCAUUGAUAACAUGGAGGAAAUGAACAGGCUGAUUAACACAGUUAAUGGGAGUUACAAUGGUUCAGCCUGGAUUGGACUGUAUGAUGAUGUGAACAGCUGGAGAUGGUCACUGGAGGACAAUGUUUUCUAUCAGGAAGGAGAGAGAGAUUUCAGAAACUGGUAUCAUGAACCAGACAACAGAGGGGGAAAUGAAAUGUGUGUUUUCAUGAAUUAUGAUGGAAACUGGUUUGAUUUGCCGUGUGACAACAUACUGGAAUUCAUUUGCUAUGAUGGUAGAGAGAAUGCCACACAGAGUUACACAAGAAUCAAUGAUGGAAAAACUUGGUCAGAAGCUCGUAGAUACUGCAGAGAUCAUUACACAGAUCUCGUCAAUGUGAGAAAUCAGACUGAAAACCAGAGAAUCCUUGAGAUAGCAGGUGGAUAUCAAGCUUGGAUCGGCCUGUACAGAAACAGGAUUUGGUCAAAAGGUCAGAUUACCAAAUAUGAAGACUGGAGACCAGCUAUUCCCAAUUCAGCACGACAACCAGAUAAUGGUGAACAUGUUUUUAGCCAGUGGGGUAUUGAGCUCUGUACUGCUGUAUCAUUCAGUCAUUUAGGCCGAUGGACUGAUGAGAACUGCUUAUCCAGCAUGCCCUUCAUCUGCUAUAACACAACCUGCACACAAUCUUCAUGCACCCGUCAGUAUCACUUUGUGUCUGAGUCUAAGACCUGGACUGAAGCUCAGAGAUACUGCAGACAGAAUUACACUGAUCUGGCCACCAUUGAGAACAUGGAGGAAAUGAACAGACUUAUUAAAACAGUACGUGGGACUUUCUAUGGCAAAGCUUGGAUUGGUCUGUAUGAUGAUAUGAACAGCUGGAGAUGGUCACUGGAUAAUACAGCACUGGAGGGAGGAUUUAAAAGCUGGAAUGUUGUGCAACCAGUGAACUUGUAUGGACAGAGUCUGUGUGUGUACAUGACAUAUAAUCGAGAAAGAUGGAGUGAAGAUUUUUGCUCGCAAACACGUCCCUUUGUUUGCUAUGAUGGAAGAGCAAAUGCUAGCACAAGUUAUGUGUAUGUUUACCAGUCUAAAACCUGGACUGAAGCUCAGAGUUACUGCAGGGAGCAUCACACAGACCUCGUCAGUAUCAGGAAUGAGACUGAAAACUACAGGGUUCAGUCAUUAAUUUUUGAUUAUUACACUGUUUGGAUUGGACUGUACAGAACCAGAUCUUGGUCAGAUCAGAGCAACUCUUCAUUCAGUAACUGGAGGACAGGACAGCCAGAUAAUGCUGGAAACAGUGAAUACUGCACUGCAGUGUCAUUUAGUGACUCUGGGAGCUGGACAGAUGAAAACUGCAACAUUGCAUUACCUUUCAUUUGCUACAGUGCAUUAGCAUCAUCCCGCCAAUAUCACUUUGUGUCUGAGUCUAUGAGCUGGACUGAAGCUCAGAGAUACUGCAGACAGAAUUACACUGAUCUGGCCACCAUUGAUAACAUGGAGGAAAUGAACAGGCUGAUUAACACAGUUAAUGGGAGUUACAAUGGUUCAGCCUGGAUUGGACUGUAUGAUGAUGUGAACAGCUGGAGAUGGUCACUGGAAGACAAUGAUUUCUAUCAGGAAGGAGGGAGAGAUUUCAGAAACUGGUACCAUGAACCGGACAACAGUGGUGGGAGACAACUGUGUGUUUACUUGCAUAAUGAUGGCAAAUGGUAUGAUAUGUCAUGUGACAACAUGCUGCCAUUCGUUUGCUAUAGUGGUAGUGUGAAUGCCACAGAGAGUUAUGUCAGAAUCAAUGAUCGGAAAACCUGGUCAGAGGCACGUAGAUACUGCAGAGAUCAUUAUACAGAUCUUGUCAACGUGAGAAAUCAGACUGAGAACCAGAGGAUUCUUGAGACAGCAGGUGGAGGAGUCUGGAUCGGACUGUACAGAAACAGGAUUUGGUCAAAUGGUCAGAUUACCAAAUAUGAAGACUGGAGACCAGCUAUUCCCGAUUCAGGACAACAACCAGAUAAUGGUGAAUAUGUUUAUGGGGAGUGGGGUUUGCAUCACUGUACUGCUGUAUCAUUCAGUCAUUUAGGCCGAUGGACUGAUGAGAACUGCUUAUCCAGCAUACCUUUCAUCUGCUACAACAGAACCUGCACACAAUCUUCGUGUACUCGUCAGUAUCACUUUGUAAAUGAGUCUAUCAGCUGGACUGAAGCUCAGAGAUACUGCAGACAGAAUUACACUGAUCUGGCCACCAUUGAUAACAUGGAGGAAAUGAACAGGCUCUUUAAAAGAGUACAUAGAACUUACUAUGGCAAAGCUUGGAUUGGUCUCUAUGAUGAUGUAAACAGCUGGAGAUGGUCUCUGGAUAAUGUAGUGCUUGAUGGAGGAUUUAAAAGCUGGUUUGUUCAGCAACCAGUGAACUCAUAUGGACAGAGUCUGUGUGUGUACAUGUCAUAUCGUGGAACAUGGAGUGAAGCCCCUUGUUACUAUACACUUCCCUUUGUUUGCUAUGAUGGAGGAGCGAAUGCUAAUAGAAGUUAUGUGUUUGUUUACCCGUCCCAAACCUGGACUGCAGCUCAGAGUUACUGCAGAAAACAUUACACAGACCUUGUCAGUAUCAGGAAUGAGACCGAAAACUUCAAACUUCUAUCAUUAUUUCCAUAUUAUUUCUCUUUUUGGAUUGGACUGUACAGAACCAGAUCUUGGUCAGAUCAGAGCAACUCUUCAUUCAGUAACUGGAGAACAGGACAGCCAGAUAAUGCUGGAAACAGUGAAUACUGCACUGCAGUGUCAUUUAGUGAUUCUGGGAACUGGACAGAUGAAAACUGCAACACUGCAUUACCUUUCAUUUGCUACAAUGCAUCAGCAUCAUCCCGUCAGUAUCACUUUGUGAAUGAGUCUAUGAGCUGGACUGAAGCUCAGAGAUACUGCAGACAGAAUUACACUGAUCUGGCCACCAUUGAGAACAUGGAGGAAAUGAACAGGCUGAUUAACACAGUUAAUGGGAGUUACAAUGUUUCAGCCUGGAUUGGACUGUAUGAUGAUGUGAACAGCUGGAGAUGGUCACUGGAAGACAAUGAUUUCUAUCAGGAAGGAGAGAGAGAUUUCAGAAACUGGUAUCAUGAACCGAACAACGGAGAAAAUGAACUGUGUGUUUACAUAGAUUCCAAUGGAAACUGGUUUGAUUCAUCAUGUGGCAAAUAUUACACAUUUGUUUGCUAUGAUGAUAGAGGAAAUGCCUCUCAGAAAUAUAUCUGGGUAUCCGAUUAUAGGACCUGGACUGGAGCUCAGAGCUACUGCAGAGAGAAAUACACAGACCUGGCCAGUGUGAGAAAUGAGACAGAGCGUCAACAGAUAAUGAAUGUUACACGUUUUUAUCGUUAUUAUGGUUAUUAUGGUUAUUAUGGUUAUGUAUGGAUUGGUCUGCACAGAAACAGACUGUGGUCAGAUCAGAGCAACUCUUCCUUCACAUAUUGGCUGCCAUACACUCAAGGUGUUGAUGCACAACCAGAUAAUGGUGCAAGUGUCCAACCACUGAAUGGAGCUGAACACUGUACAGCAGUGUCUUUACAAUUCUUUGGCCAGUGGACAGAUGAGAACUGCUUUGACAGUUUGCCUUUCUUCUGUUACAGUGGAUUUGCAUCACAAGUUCAUUACAGAGCAAACUGUGUCUUACUGAGUGAGAAUGUGUUUUGA